GGACUUUUAUUUUGGUGUGGUGAUGUGACGACAUAGAGCUGCGUCGUGCUCCUGCAUCUGUUUUGAUUCGGCUAAAGAAAGGACAGAGUGUCCAAACACAUAGAAAAACUCCUGGUGAAGCGACUGAGAUCCACGUGACACACUGUUAUAAAGAUGGCGCUUAUUAAACAGGAGAGUGAAGACCUGAAGAUUGAAGAAGUAUUCAGUCUGAAACAAGAAGAUACUGAGGAACAAAAAGACCUGAUGGUGCUGAAAGAAGAGGAGGAUCAUGAUUUCACAACUGGAGUAACAUCUUUUAAUUCCUCACAGACUGAGAAGAUAACAACUAGAAGUUAUUUCACCUGCUUUCAGUGUGGAAAGAGUUUUGAUCAACAAGGAGAUCUUGCAGUCCACAUGAGAACUCACACCGGAGAGAAGCCUUACACCUGCAAACAAUGUGGAACAAAUUUCACUAAAAAAGGAAGCCUUAAAAUCCACAUGCGAAUUCACACUGGAGAAAAGCUUUACACCUGCCAACAGUGUGGAAGCAGUUUCAUUCAAAAAGGAAGCCUUAAAAGCCACAUGAGAAUUCACACUGGAGAGAAGCCUUACACCUGCCCUCAAUGUGGACAGAGUUUUACACAUAAGCCAACUCUUAAUGCCCACAUGAGAAUUCACACUGGAGAGAAGCCUUACACCUGUAAACAGUGUGGAAUAAGUUUCAACCGAAAAGGAAACCUUAAUGUUCACAAGAGAAUUCACACUGGAGAGAGUCUCUACACCUGUCAAGAGUGUGGAAAAAGUUUCAUUCAAAAAGGAAGCCUUAAAAGCCACAUGAGAAUUCACACUGGAGAAAAGCCUUACACCUGUCCUCAAUGUGGAAAGAGUUUUGCACAUAAGUCAACCCUUAAUGCCCACAUGAGAAUUCACACGGGAGAGAAGCUGUUCAAAUGUGAUCAGUGUGGAAAUAGUUUCAGAUGUAAAAUAUCCCUUAACAACCACAUGAGGAGUCACACAAGAGGGAACUGUUUUGUAUGUCAUCAGUGUGGAAGGAGUUUCAGAGACACGAAACGUCUUAAGAAUCAUGUAAAAAUUCACACCAUUGAGAAGCAUUUCAUGUGCCAUCACUGUGGAAGGACUUGCAGAAACAAAGCAAACCUUGAGGUUCACAUGAGAGUUCACACUGGAGAGAAGCCUUUCACCUGUCCUCAGUGUGAGAAGAGUUACACACAUAAAGCAAACCUUGAGGUUCACAUGAGAGUUCACACUGGAGAGAAGCCUUUCACCUGCCUUCAGUGUGGAAAGAGUUUCACACUUAAAGGAAACCUUGAGGUUCAUAAGAGGCUUCACACUGGAGAGAAGUCUUUCACAUGUCUUCAUUGUAAGAAGAUUUUCACAAAACAAAGAGACCUAAAAUGUCAUUUGAGAACUCAUUCUAUUCAGCCUGGCAAGAGGUUUACAAAAUAGAGCAGUUUCAAUUUGCACACUCACUCUGGAGGAAGACCAUUUCAUUUGAUCAGUGUAAAACAAAAACAAAAAAUCUUUUGACAUCAUACAGCAAGUCAUGCAGAUGUGAGACCCCAUGCGUGUCCUUUGCAUGGAAUGCAUUUUAGAUGGCUCGACAAUUUAAAAUGGCACCAAAAAAUAUGCAUCUUUGUGAAAGUAAUUUUGAUUUUGUAAAGUUGUAACUCUUCCAUCUUGCUAUGAAAUUACACAAAUUAAAAUAAAGGAUAUAAACAAUGGAUUUUAUGUUACAGCCUUAAGCUAAAUGCUAUAACUGUGGAGCUAUAUUAGUUUCAGAAUUAAUGUAUUAAUAAAAUAUGAUUAAGAAAUACAUAAGCUAAUUCACAUUCACCAAAAAGCUCAUGUACAGAGCAAAAUCCUCAGAGUUAAAUUAACACUGCUCAGUGUACAUAAUGUCCCACUUUAGAGUGUUUAAGUUAAUGAGAUCAUUGAUUAAUCAAGUCAUGUUUGAGCAUUAGUGAUGAACACCUGCUGUUAACAAGUAGAAUCACUGAAGGAAAGAUGAAGAACAUAAAAAGAGAAGAGACAAUAGCCUUAGACAAUAAGCUACACAGCCUUAGAUGAAAUCAACUGCAAAUAAAAUAACUUUCUUUCAAGAUCUCAGUAGAAUUGAGAUGAAUUUAAGUUAUUUGUAAAUGAAAGCAAUUUCUGUACAUUGUUUAUUUUCCUUAUGUAACUUGAAACGUGCGGGCUGUAAAAUAAAAGAAGGAAUUGUUCU
This is a messenger RNA of Ctenopharyngodon idella (grass carp), 2221 nucleotides long. Its product is annotated as gastrula zinc finger protein XlCGF57.1-like. Bases 154 to 1446 code for a protein of 430 amino acids. NCBI's taxonomy places the organism in Eukaryota, Metazoa, Chordata, Actinopteri, Cypriniformes, Xenocyprididae. The record is from RefSeq and is a predicted model, not a curated record. The transcript is spliced from 3 exons.